Messenger RNA from Pantherophis guttatus, 11868 nucleotides. The record is from RefSeq and is a predicted model, not a curated record. Lineage: Eukaryota; Metazoa; Chordata; Lepidosauria; Squamata; Colubridae.
CACACAUUAUUCCAUAAUGAAUGCUUGUUAGCCUCUGUUUGUACCUGGAACACAUUUUUCUCCUUCCCCUUAUACACAGUUUGGCCUAUAAACAUUUUAAAUUUGCAUACAGAAAGCAAGGACUGGCCAUAAAAAACAUGGACAUCUGCAGAUUAGCAAAAUUUGGUAUUUCUGCAUUGUGGCCUGUAGGGAGCGCUGCUGAAUAAUGUCAGUUUAGGAAGUUGAGCGCUGAGAUGGAAUACUGUACUGAUUUCCAAAAAUAAUGAAAAAAAAACUUGUUGCAAAAAUUUUUGUAUUAUGGAUGUUCCUUGGGGUGAGCAAAUUACUACAACAAACCUAAACCCAUUUCAAUCAAGAUAGUUACUGAGUUACUGAUGAGUAAUACACUGGAUUCAAACUCUUAACAUUCCUUCCUUUCCCCUAGUCAUUACCAAGAUACUAUUGAAUUACUGAAAGCUGAUUGCACUGAUAAUGGUGAAAAGUGGAGCCUAGUAUUUGAGGAAAAAGUUUUCAAACAAAUGUGUCAGUUCCAUGUUCACCCCAAAUGGAUUUGUUCUAUGGAAGCUUACUACAAAUCGGAGCAUACACAUAUUUUUAUCUCUGUUCUCUCUUAGCCCUGUACCAAAACUUCCUUUCUUUCCUGCUACCCCAGUUCUUUUUGAUUUAGAUUUAGACAUUAUAUAAUAAAUUAGCCUACCAACAAUAACUGGCAACUCUGCAUGGAUAGCUUUGAUCAGAGGAAAAUUUGUCAACCUAGUAUACCUUUUUUUCCCCUCCAACAGUAUCACUUUGUCAAAUAUCCAGUCUGCUCUUCUGGAAUAUGAUUGACAGGUUAAGCAUUUUGAUCAUUUUGGAAGACAUGGUUAAAUUGAAAUUACAUAUUCCUGUAAUUGAUUGAUCACUAUAUUAAAUCUGAAUCCAAAGUACAUUUAUUUUUGAAGUUCCACAGAAUUCAGUGGGAUGCAUGGAAAAUAUAUGUGAAACUUAAGAACCAACACACUUUUAGAAGGAAAGCUAAUUCCUACCAACAUGCUUCAAAUGAAUAUUCUAUAAAACGGCAUUUUUCCCCAUGUUUUAAAUUCCACCUUUGGGUUCAAAGGUGGUGAAUGGCAAAAUCCCUUUACUGUUAAGAGCUGGUAUUGAUUUUCUGCAUUGGGACUUCUGCCAAUUUUAUUGGGGAAAUUACAAAAUUUGAAGAGAGAACUGCCAUUAUUUUACAAUGGCAAUGUUUGUUGCCUGUUUUAUGUAUGGCAGCCCUUUAAAAAACAUGUAUGAAUAUAGAUGGUUUGGGGUGUAAUAGAAUUAUCUGAAGUGAUGUUUCCUUUUAAUAAAAUAUAUCACUACUUCCAGACAUUUCACAGGCUGAUUCUGAAUGUCAGCCUUAGUGAAUAAUCAGUUCUGUCCAAAUACAAUGUUGUAUGUUAAACAGUGUUGUAUCUUCUCGGGCUUCCUUUUAAAAUUUAAUUUAAAAUAGUAUUUCCCCCAAAGUUUUAACUGUCUUAACAUUCUUGAAUAUAAAUUGAAUAAAGACACUUGUAUCAGUCAAGAAUGGAGGUGCAUAAAACAGUUCAAAUUUGAAAUUCCUCGUUUCAAUCAUUUUGGAACCAUUUUAAGUUCAAGGUUAUUUUGGUAGUUCUUAGUGAAUUCUAACUUCAUGUAAAAACUGUCAAGAUCUGAACAUUCUUCGGGCUUAAUUAAAAUUGUCCAGGAAUGUUAGCUAUAUUUUAGCAGUUGUAAGUCAUGCAUUCAUUGUAACAAAACAAUGUAUACCGAGUAAAUGUUAAUGAUAGUUGGUUGUGAUAUUCUCUCAUGCACACUUAAUAAUUUUGUUUGUACUAAAAUGAGAAUGGGAAAAGUUUGUGCCACUAAAUUUAUAAGAUACAUGAAGAAAUGCUAUUUCUGCAUCUUGAAAAGGAGUCUCUUCAUUCAUCAUUCAUGAUCUAGCAGGAGCAAGUAUAGGUAGCCUUCUACUUACAUUUCAUUUAGUGACCGUUCAAAGUUAUAAUGGCACUGCAAGUUUUUCACACUUAUGACCAUUGCAGUAACUCCAUGGGUCAGGUGACCAAAAUUCAGGUGCUUGGCAACUGACUCGCAUUUAUAACCAUUGCAGUAUCUCAGGGUCAUGUGAUCCCUUUUACAACCUUCUGACAAGUGAAGUCAAUGGGGCAGCCAGAUUCACUUUACAACAGUGUCACUAACUUAACUCCAGCGACUCAUUUAACAAAUGUGGCAAGAAAGAUUUGGGGAAGAUGUUGCUGUCCAGAUCCAGCGGAAAUGGUUUCUGUACCCUUCAGAGAACAUGCUGGUUAAGAGAGAUGCCUUGGAGAAACUGUCCUCCCACUUAUUGGGUGCGGCUCCCCUUCUGUGCCCAUAGCACUUGGAACAGUGCUGGCAGCAGGAGGCGCAGGCUGAUGGUAGCAGCGGGAGCAGGCCUGGGUGUGUGCAGCAUCUUGGCUUAUGGAAACCACCAUUGGCAGGCAGCCACGGCUGAGCCUCCAACGGCCACUACCUCAUUCCCUCGCUUCACCCGAGAAGAAGUGGCCCGCCAUCAUAAUGAAGCAAAUCGGGUGUGGGUGACUUACGGCAAUGAUGUUUUUGAUGUCACCAAUUUCUUAGAGCUUCACCCUGGCGGCAAAAGCAAGAUUCUUCUGGCAGCAGGCGGGGCUUUGGAACCCUUUUGGGCACUCUAUGCUAUGCAUAAACAAGAUCAUGUCCAAGAGAUCCUUCAAGAAUAUAAGAUAGGAGAGCUGAGCCCAGAAGAGCCUCCUCUGCCAAGCCCAGAUGACCCUUAUGCCAACGAUCCUCCGCGCCACCCUGCCCUCCGAGUCAAUACCCUCAAGCCCUACAAUGCAGAACCUCCGCCAGAGCUACUGGCAGAAUAUUUUUUGACCCCUAACCAGCUCUUCUUCAAGCGUAACCAUCUCCCAGUGCCAGUUGUGGACCCUGAAGCCUAUCGCCUGUGUAUUCAGAGUCCCUCUGGACAGACCCUGUCCUUCUCUUUGCAAGAUCUGAAGCAGAAUUUUCCAAAGUACGAGGUUACUGCCACCAUACAGUGUGCUGGCAAUCGCCGGGCAGAGUUAAACGCCGUCCAGAAUACCAACCGGCUCGGGUGGAACAUUGGGGCCAUUAGCAAUGCCUGUUGGGGUGGUGCCCGGCUUCGGGAUGUUCUAAUGCAAGCUGGGUAUCAACCAGGGUAUGACGGCCAUGUCUCCUUUGAGGGCCUGGACAAGGAUCAUAGUGGCACUGUAUAUGGAGCCUCUAUCCCUUUUCAGAAAGCCAUGAGUCCAGAUGUGGAUGUCCUCUUGGCAUAUGAGAUGAAUGGGGAGGAGCUGCCUCGAGACCAUGGGUUUCCUCUGAGAGUUAUUGUGCCAGGAGUGGUGGGGGCUCGUCAUGUAAAAUGGGUGGCUCGGAUUACAGUGGGGCCAGAGGAAAGCAAAAGCCACUGGCAGCAAAAGGAUUACAAAGGAUUUUCUUCUUCCGUAACCUGGGAGACAGUGGAUUUCUCCAAGGCACCUGCCAUUCAAGAGAUGCCCAUCCAGUCUGCCAUCACUGAGCCAUCUUCUAAGACAUCUGUCUCUCCUGGGGAGCUCAAGGUGAAGGGCUAUGCCUGGAGUGGUGGGGGGCAGAGGGUGAUCCGUGUAGAUGUCUCCCUGGAUGGUGGGAAAAACUGGCAAGAGGCAACGCUAACUGGUGAGGAACAGCUGCCUGGCCAAGCUUGGGCUUGGAAGCUUUGGCAGCUGGAUACUUUUGUGCCUCCUGGAACCAAGGAGUUGAACAUUGUCUGCAAGGCUGUGGACACCAGCUACAAUGUGCAACCUGAACGUGUGGAACCACUCUGGAACAUUUUGGGAGUCCUCAACAAUGCUUGGCAUCAGGUCCGUGUCCCCGUGGAAGAGGAGUGAGAGGCCUGACUGGGCCUAGAAGCAUUGAGGACUGCAUCUUGGCUUCUCUAAUUUUUUCUGCUGCUGCAGGGACAUUAGCCCCUGCUCCUGGAAGAAACCAAGAAGAAGAGCUGAGUCCUUGAACAGUGGUCUGGUUCUGGUCUUCUUUCCUCAUUCUCUGUGCAAUUCCUGUGAUUGUACAGUUUAGGGGCUAAGGCAGGGGUGGGAUGGGCAACUAUGGCCUUUUACGACCUGUGGACUUCAACUCCCAGAAUUCCUGAACCAGCCAUGCUGGUUUAGGAAUUCUGAGAAUUGAAGUCCACAGGUCGUAAAGAGGUUAUAGUCUAAGGUGUUUAUUUUCUUCUUCUAAGGGUGUGUUGGUCUCAGAAGUGUUGCUUGCUCUCCUUCACUUAACUUUCUCCUUAACGGAGUCCACUUUCCUCAGGAAUUUUGGAUUUGGACUUUUAUACUCUUUAGAAUUCUUUCAGUUGUCAAAGUUUACCAAAGCGUUUGCUGGCUGGAGAUCUUUUUUAGGGUACCCCUCCAAAGAUUUAUUAAUGGUUUUGGAGCGCUUGACUCUAAACUAAAUAACCCAUCUUUUUAGGAACAUAGGCCAUUUUAUUAGCUUGCUUUCUCCAUUCUGUGUGAUGCCAACUGUGGCCUUGCCGUAUUUAGUGCCUUCAGCUAUUUUAUGGGAGAACUUGAGGAGUCGAUAUUUUUCUCACAAAUAACGCUGAGGAGUAUCGGAAACUUAGCAUUUUCCUUUAAAGACCUGGGAGCCUUGCCCCACGUCAAGUCUGCCAAUCAGUUCUUGCUGCAUGAAUACACCACAGCAACUCUUGUAAACUAUUAUUCUGGGCAGGUUUUGUGGUCGCCUAGAAUCUGUAAUAUUGGCAUAAAAAAACCUGUUCUUCCCAAUUGCUUUGAUCUACUCUCAAGAAACACAGACUUGCUCAUGCCUGGCUUAGUGGUUUCCCCUCUGUAUUUCAAAUGUUGGUGAGUUGUAACCUUGGUCAGCAUGCCUUCAUUAAUUUUGUUGCUAUAAUUUUAUUUAUUUAGUAAACAACUUUAGACAGCUGUCCAACUCACACAGAGAUAACUCCAGAUGACUUAAUAAGAUUUUUAAAAACCCACCAUGUAACAAAACCCACCCCACCCCCAUGACAGCAACAAGACAAUCAAAUCAGCCAUUUGAUUGUCUCCAUCUUCCAUUCAUGGCUCCCAGGCCUCCUGACAAAGCCACAUUUUUAGGGUUUUUUGGAAAAGCGGCAGGCUGGGGACCACCCAUUCCUUUUGGGGAAUAAUGUUCCAUAAAGAAGGGACCACCAGUGAGAAGACCUUUUUUUGUGGUCCCACCAGAUAAUAAUCCUUAAUUGAUGAGACCUCUAACAUGCCCUGCCUUUCUGUUCUGGGUAUAAUUUCUUGGUUUGGUUAGUGCACCUCCAGAUUCUGCUGAAAUAAGAGCUGUUUCUAAUUUCUCAUUUUUACAUAAAAUAGAUUAGUUGUCCCAGGUAUAAAACUGAAUAGGAUUCUUGAGCCAUUGGCAGUCUGGGGAGAAGAGUAGAUUUCAUCAGCUGUUAUCCUCACUAGAAUUCUUUUCUUGUCUGGGGACCAACCCAUGUUCUUUAUUUGUAGAGAAAGGCCCGGACAUGCACUUUGAGAAACACUUUAAAUUAAGUCUCCUGAGCCAGCAGGUUUCACAGAGAGAAUGGAUCAAGAUGAGAGGCUGCUACAUAGGGGGAUCCUGUUUUACGAAAAACAGCAGGCAAGCAGGGGGGCUUUAGGCAGAAAAAGUUAACAUUUUCUUUGCAUAGCCUGAGCUUCACAGAGGGGCUCAUAUUGCCACACGAGUUGCUGCUCUUGGUGGUAGCAAAUAUUUAAUUUUUCUUCCAGGCCGUGCCGGGAUUCAUUUUCCUACAAAGAAAUCUUCUCUGUGCCAUCGUGACCAUGUUUCUAUCUUCCUAUCACCUUUCUUGAUACAGGUAGUCCUCGACUUACAACCAUUCAUUUAAUGACCGUUUGAACUUACAAUGGCACUAAAAAAAGUGACUUAUGACCAUUUUUCACACUUAUGACCGUUGCAGCAUUCCCAUGGUCAAAAUUCAGAUGGUUGGCAAUUGCUUCAUAUUUAUGAUGGUUGCAGUGUUCGAGGGUGAUGUGAUCAGCUUUUGCGACCUUCGGUCCUUCACCUGUCCGAAAUCCAAGAUACAAGGCUCAGUAUCUCAGCAUUGAGGAAGGGAAGGGAAGCUGUGGACCUUCCUAUAAGGUGCUAAACCCUAGUUUAACCAUGAGCUAAUAAGCCAUAAAUGGUGCUGUAUGACUCAUGAAGUUAUGAACCAUGUUUUAUAACUGGGUUCACAAAACAUUCUAGUUCAAACCAACCACACAACAGCUCAAGGUAUCAUUGGGCCGAGUUCCUUUUGGCUGCCCAACAUUGAAUUUUUGUUACAUUACUUUUUGUUCCCUUUCACUCAGGGCCAUCCUGUUUGAGAGCCGUAGAUCAAAACAGCUGGGGCGGGGGGGGGGAUCAGGCUUGCCCGCAGGGGGUCCUACAGAAGCUCUUCUGAUUGCUUUGUUGCUCUGGGCAUCAGUUCAAGACAGCAGCUACAUUGAUUCCUCCACGUUGAGUGAUGAGUUUGUCUGCAGUUCUCCUGCAUGUCAGCACUGCAGCACGGCUGUAUCAAUCCUCAAUGGUAGAGAAAAGGGUUAAUGGAGGGAGAGCAUUGCUGUGGACGUAUUGUCUUCCCAUUUUUAAUAGGCUAAAGCCAAAAAACAGAAUGAAAAAGUAUCAGAUGAAAGUUCUCUUAUAACACUUCCCAAGCUCUGGAAUUUAAUUUUGGUUAAAACAAACAAACAAAAAGAAAGCAUGCAUCCUCCCAUAAAAAGUGGUUUGUGUGCUUUUUUUACCCUUUUUUUUAAAAGAUACUAUUUGCUGCCCUCUAUUGGGAGUGGUAGGAAAUGGUUUUAUCUCAAUUAUUCUCUCCUCUUGUUGGGGAUUUGUAGAAAGUCUAGGGCUAAAUGGAUCUUCCUCACUGCCACAUAUAGCACUUUGUAAGGAAAAAAACAAUUGGGAAUUGUUUUACUUUUGCUGAGCUAACUGCUCAUAAACUCUUCUGCUCGGUUAUAUCUUGGAUCCCAGGAUCAUCAGUGGUGGAGAAAGGACCUUUCAGUAAUUCAGCAACAGAGGCUAACUCCAUGUAGGCUGAUGUUGGAUCAUGAUAACUCUCACUCUCAGGCCAAAAUUAACUACUUGGAAAUGGUUGAAUGCAGAGCAGUACCUCGAGCGGUGCUGCAUUGAGAAAGCUGGCUUGAUACGGCAUCAUGAUUCAAGCAAAGCCGAAGCAUUUUUGGAAACCCAGUACAAACAUAUAUUGGAUAAGAGCUAACGGACAUGGAAUCUCCCAAGUCAAAAUUCAGAAAUUUUGAAAUGGGGAACUUGCCAUAUCUUUUCACCUUUAAUGGAGACCAACCCAAGUUAAGUCUUUCUGUUCUUGGGUUGAAGUCACUGUCUCUGAAAAAAAAAAUGGAAAACUAAUGUUAGAGGGGUUUUUUGUUUGUUUGUUUGUUUCCUUUGUUUUUAACUUUCUAACUUGGUUGUAUUUAUAACAUGGCAAAUAAGGUGGAUGUAUUUGGCUUUAAGAAAUUCCAGUGAGAAGAUCGGAUUUCUCUCACCAUUGCCCUUCCUCUGGGGUUGAUCUGCAAAAAUUCUCCAGACUGUUUCACAAAAACUAGACAGUCAAAACCUGGGCAAUACAUAUAGUGAGAUACAAAUUAAUACAUAACAGAUGGAUACGUAACUGAAAUAAUGUUUUUUGCUAUAAUAAUGUGAUGGCAGCCCAGAGUUCUCCUUUCUGAACUGCCCUAGUAUAAUCAAAUGUGUGAAUGACCUUGGGGGACGAAGGAAAAAGAUGCUGCCUAAGAAACAACCAGGCAAAAGAAGGGGGAGAGACCCUAAGACCUUAAUGAUCAGAGGAAGAAAUUUAGGAAGGACCUGCCCUAAUUGAUCAGCCAGUUAAAAGUGAUGACAGGGAAUUUGUACCUUUAGAUUUAGAAGAUUCUUUAAUGUAACCUUACAAUAAAAUAGAAUUAGUUCAUCUAGUCCUGUUUCCUGUCUGGUUUAUCUGGGAAGGCUGAUACUUAAGAACAUGUACUCCUUCCCUUAUAAGCAUCCCUGAUCAUAGCUAGGGGGCAAAAUUACAAGAAGCUGUUUCAGGACCUUAAAAAGAGUCCAAAUAAGAAAGGAGCUGCCCUUUUAUUUUCUCAUGCCCAAUGCUGAUUUUCUCAGUUCCACUGUCCCCCUAGCCAAUGGGGGAACCCCAGGAUCAAACAAGUACAAUCAAGGAGAGAGAUUAAAGGUGAUGAAACAAAAUGUUUGCCCAUUGUCUCAAAAUGAUAAGUCAACAGGGAAGUCAUUUCUAUAAUGUUCAGGGCUAUUCCCUCAGGUAGAUGUUCUGUUGCUCAAGGAGUUCCAGUUAAUUAGCCAGAAAGAACAAACAACAAUAUGAACUUGUUGCCCUUCCUGUGUUUGAGACUACAGUUCUCAUAAUCUGUUUAGCCUUUAAUGGUGAUUGUAAGGACAUCAGGUGGGCUAUAACUAAAAGACUGUCCAGACUGCUGGCUGUGAAGGAGUCAAGGGCCUUGUCCACUCACUAUGGCUGACCCUACAAGACAGCCUUCUCCAAGCUGGAGAUGUUGAAAGUUCUACAAUACAUCUGGAUUGCAUCACUUUGAAGAGAGAUCUCAGGAAAUGCCACCACAUCUAUAAGCAAAGUUUAUAUUUUGUUGGUUGGUUUUAAGAAUGACAUAGAAUCAGUAGCCUGAAAAUAUGGUGAGAACUUCUAGUUAUAUCAGGUUGUAGACUCUACCUCUGUUCAUAACGAGUGCAGUUUUAUCCACUGGAGCUUUCUUACGCUGUAUUUCAGGCUGUGGAAAUUUCUGUCUUUGCAAUCUAAACAGACCAACUGAUCUUCAAAGCAGCUGGGAAGAAAUAAAUGGUAAUCCUCUGGAUAUCAUUAAGUGUCCUGAGCAGUCUGAACUCAUCUGCAGAAACCAGUAUAACUAUGUAGUGGUUCCAUAUAUUCCAUUUGUGAUCUGUCUUCAUUCCAAGCUUAUAUAGGAGGCUGAUGCUUUAAUUUUUUUUUUCUUUAAUUUAUAUGCCACCCUUCUCCGGAGACUCAGGGCGGAUAACAAUGCAUUAAGCAAUAGCCUUCAUACUUUUGUAUAUUUAUACAAAGUCAGCUUAUUGCCCCCACAAUCUGGGUCCUCUGGAUGCUUCUCAGGGGGAAAAAAAUCACUUGCUGUGUUACAUUUGAAAGAUCUCCCACUCCCCAAUAGUACUUACUAAAAGUUCUACCUUGUUUUUCAUUCCAUCUUUGUAGACUCUUUCUCCUUCUGUUACAAGUUGUGGAUGCUGUUUUCUUGCUCUCGUUAGAUAAGAAAUAGCCAGGGAUGAGCCAAUAAGACUGUUAUUUUGUAACAGAAAGCUGCUGGUGUUUUGUUUUGUUUUUUCAAUUGUGUUCUGGAACAAUACAUUAGGGAACUCAACCUGUGAUUGAUGGAUGGAUUUUACUGCCUUUGAGUCAGUGUUGAAUCCUGGUAAAUGCCUGGACCAGUUUCUGCAGUCAUCUUGGCAAGAUUUUCAGAACUAGCUUGCCAUUCCCAGGGCUGAGAGAGGGGGCUGGCCCAAAGUCACCCAGCUGCCUUUAUGCUUCAGGCAGGACUGGAGAGUUGGGGGAAUGAAACCAUAAAAACAAUGCUUUCUGACCCCUAACUGAAAACCUGGUGUCCAUCAAUUUAUUGUUCCUCCUUCAUUAAAAGUUGUUUCUAAAGGUGGUUCAUUCAUUCAAAGGUUCAUUGUUAUAUACAAAUUCAGAAAACAGAGUUGAAUAAACCAUGGUUAUUAACCUUUUUUUUUUAAAAUCCCACCAUAGACGAGGCACGUGUUCAAUUCACGUAUUAUUUGGUUUUGAACCUAGUAGGUUAUGUGAAUCCUGUCCCUGUAGGUUAUGUUUAACCAAGUGUGAGUUCCACUUUGAUGUGAAGCUUGAGCUUCAGAAAAAGCUAGCCAGCCUAUAUAGCUACAAAUUCACUAUAGUGUUUUACUUAGCAUAUCCAAAUGUCUGAGAAUGACCCCAAGCACAGACAGUAGGGUAAGAAAGAUGACCUUGUUGGAGAUACAUAGGAACUUGCCAUUAGCUAGGGAGAAGGGGCUGAAGCACUUUUAAAGUCCAGAACAAUUGGAUAAUAUUUGGAAGCAGCUCAGACAGAUACUCCCUAAUCCACUUCAUAUAAGAAGGGGGAGGAGAUCCAGCACAACCAGACUUGUUAUUGUUUUGUUAUAGCCAUUUCAACUAAGGUAGUUUUAGCCUUUUAGGGGAACUAAUUUCCUUGUCUGAUCUACCAAAUGGGGCCAAUUAACCAUACUAGACUCCAGAAAAAGUUAGAUCUGGAAUUAUCUUUGGUAAACCAAAUGUUGCCUGGCUAUGCCAAAUGAGGCUGAGUUAGUGUCAAGAGAACUCUACUGUGAAAAUAAAGUUGCUUAAUAAAAUGUACUAGAGGUGAAAAGACCUCAGAAUAUAUUGCAGUUUGACCGCAGUGACUUUAAAAAACAAACACACAAAAGAAAAGGAACAGUGUACUGUAUGGUAUAAUUUGAGGACAGUCAUGAUUCUGUUUCCCUCCCAGGACUGCUAUGUUUGAAGUGCAUCUUGAAUCUAGAUCAAAGAGAUUCUCGGAGACAAAGGUAACAUAGAUUAUAUCAUCAGUGCUGCUGCUCUGUCCCAUUUAUAUGUGGGAGAAAGUGUUUUAAUUAGCUAAUUCAUCAGCAAUACCCUCCAAAGAGGGUCACAUUAGCGCACAUAGGAUGAAAACAACCACUUUUAAUGUAUUCCUCAGACAAUGCUUCAAAAAGAAUCUUAAAAUUGAUUGGGAAACAAAUUUAAAUGUAUUGCUAAGCAUAGUUCUUCAUGUGUAUUUUUUCGUGGGCUACUUGCCUUUCUAAUUAUCCUAUGGGUAUAAUAAGUAUUAUGAACAAAUGAGAACUUCUACAAGCUUUGUACUUAAGUAGACAUUUAAUCCUAAUCUAUCACAAAUAUGAAAAACUUUUACAAUAUUUGGCACCUAUGAAAUGAUGCUAUUAUGUCCAAUUUUAUGCCUCUGCAAAUUAGUAUUUUUCUGAAGACUUAAUCCUCUUCUACCCAGGCUUAUUUCUGCAAAUUAGGUAAUCACAAUUCUAAAUUGUAUAUAAAUAGGUUCAGAUGUUAAAUAUAAGAUAUUAAAAUUGUUAUUGUUUCUCUCCAGGAGAUAGUUUUCCAUUAAAAAUAUGGAGUUGCUCAUUGUCUGUCUUCCUAGCAUUUUUUCAAACUAUCACACACCAGGUAGACUGUUCAUUUAGCCGUGCUAGUUAUAGUGGGUGCGCCUAGAUACCACCCACAUUAUACCAAUUCUCCGCGAGCUGCACUGGCUUCCUAUUGGUCUCUGGGUGCAUUUCAAGGUGUUGUCAUUACCUUUAAAGCCCUAUAUGGCUCAGGGCCAGGCUAUCUUCGAGACCGCCUUCUACCACAUAGCUCGCAGCGACCGGUAAGAUCCCACAAAGUCGGUCUCCUCCGGGUCCCGUCAGCUAAACAAUGUAGGCUGGCGGGCCCGUGGGGGAGGGACUUCUCUGUGGCUGCCCCGGCUCUCUGGAACCAAUUACCUCCUGAGGUCCGGACUGCCCCCACCCUAUUGGCCUUCCGCAAAGUGGUGAAAACCUGGCUCUUCCGGCAGGCCUGGGACCGUUGAUCUCAUUAUAAUGAUCUUGUGAGACCCGGCCACGAAUUGGAGUGCAUGUGUUUUAACCUUUUAAAAGUUUUUAAUGUUUUUCUUUUUAACAUUUUUAUGGGAUUGUUCGCAUUGUUUUAUUCUUUGUUGUAAGCUGCCCAGAGUCCCUUGGGAGUUGGGCGGCAUAGAAAUGCGACUAAAUAAAUAAAUAAACAAAUAAAUAAAUUGA